This is a messenger RNA of Schistosoma rodhaini, 366 nucleotides long. Lineage: Eukaryota; Metazoa; Platyhelminthes; Trematoda; Strigeidida; Schistosomatidae. The record is from the annotation of a GenBank genome assembly.
AUGAAUGAUGAUGAUUCGGAUGAUGAUGAUGAUGAUGAUGAUGAUGAUGAUGAUUCGGAUGAUGAUGAUGAUGAUGAUGAUGAUGAUGAUGAUGAUGAUGAUGAUGAUGAUUCGGAUGAUGAUGAUGAUGAUGAUGAUUCGGAUGAUGAUGAUGAUGAUGAUGAUGAUGAUGAUGAUGAUGAUGAUGAUGAUGAUGAUGAUGAUGAUGAUGAUGAUGAUGAUGAUGAUGAUUCGGAUGAUGAUGAUGAUGAUGAUGAUGAUGAUGAUGAUGAUGAUGAUGAUGAUGAUGAUGAUGAUGAUGAUGAUGAUGAUGAUGAUGAUGAUGAUGAUGAUGAUGAUGAUGAUGAUGAUGAUGAUGAUGAUUGA